UACUCGAUAUCUUCCCAGAAAAUCAAUUGCCUUUGUUGUGAGGAAUAGUGAAGAAGAACAGAUGACCAAUCGUCUUCUCUUUAGAUCUGUCCUAUCAGACGGUUUGUAGGCGGGGAUUAGACAAGUCAAACAUAUUUUUCUGAUAUGAGCCGUUAGCGUCAAACUGAUAAACAUUUUUUAUUUAACCUUAAACGUUAGUAAAACUUCGUAAACCUUCGUCGGAAAUUUUAACUUUAAAACGCUACGAACCAACAGGCCAAAGGCGCCAAAGGCGAAGCUGACGUCAUCAACUUUGUCGCUAUAUUGAAUACGCUAAGCUAGCAACGCUAAGCUAGCAACGCUGCAUACCAUAGAGGUUCAAAAAUUGAAACCUAAAAUUUGAAAUGCCGAAUUUUUGCGCUGCACCGAACUGUACAAGGAAAAGUACUCAGUCGGAUCUGGCUUUCUUCCGCUUCCCACGAGACCCAGAGAGAUGCCGUAUCUGGGUGGAGAACUGCCGCAGAGCAGACCUGGAGGACAAAACCUCAGACCAGUUGAACAAACACUACAGAUUAUGUGCAAAACAUUUUGAUCCAGCCAUGGUUUGCAAAACUAGUCCCUACAGGACUGUGCUGAAGGACACAGCCAUCCCGACCAUAUUUGAUCUGACUAGUCACCUGAAAAACCCCCACACCAGACAUCGCAAGAGGAUCAAAGAACUAACUGAAGAAGACAUAAGAAAAAUGAAGGAGAGAAGAUUGGCAUCUUCCAUUGACCAGCUCGUUGCCAAAAAAGAUUUGUCAGGCGAAGACUCAACCAACGCCACCGAGGACGAACCUCAGCUCUCCACUGAGGACAGAGAGUUUCGAGAAUAUCUGAGGUCUUUGUUUGAGGUGGUUGUCAUGUCUGCAAAACAGUGCAUCCCUUUAACUGCAACUGAGAACGGGUCCGACAACUUCCAGACUCUGCUGGAGUAUCGCAUCAGCGUCGGAGAUGAAGCUCUGAGAAAACGGUUCGAGGCGACUGCUGUGAACACCAAAUACUUGAGCCAUGAGCAACAGAACCAGCUGCUGGACGUCUGUGAGAACACAGUCAGGGAGGAGAUGCUCCUGGAAGUAAGGGAGAGUCGAUUUUUCUCUCUGGUGACAGGCAACCUCCUGGAGUUUUCCGGUGAAAGAUACCUCCCUCUGUUUGUCCGCUUUGUAAAUCAGCAGAAUGUCCUUCGGGAGGAGUUUGUAGAUUUUGUGUUGUUUGAUGUUGACGAGCCGUCACUGGUGGAAAGACUAGAGGCCCAGCUCACAGAUCGUUGGGGUUUGAGUAUGGAAGACUGCCGUGGUCAGGCCCACCAGGCCAGUGGUUCCUCCACCACCAAGAUGAAAGCUGUGGCAGUAUUACUGAUGGAGAAGUACCCUCUGGCUCUGAACAUGCCCUGCUCCCACACAGCUCUGAAUGUCCACCUAGCCAACAGUCUACCUUAUCCUAAUGUCCAGGUCAUCAUGGAGACACUGAGAAGAAUUGGUAACCUCUUCAGAACCCACUCCACUCAGUAUGAACUUGAGGCUUCCAUUGCUACCCAUCACCAGAAGAAUGAAGAGAAGGCUGCAGUUCUAAAACAAGCCUGUGCAGCAGGGUGGACGGAGCGCCACGAUGUCUUUGACGUUCUUCUGGAUCUGUUCAUGCCCCUGAUUCUCUGCAUGGACGUUAUCUGGACCAAUAACGAAGGAAAGUUUAACAACACUGUCUCAGCAGACGCAUACAGCAUCGCAGAAAUUCUCGCUGACUUUGAGAUUAUCGUCACCAUUGUUAUUUUAAAAAACGUCCUCACCUUCACCAGGGCCUUUGGGAGAAAUCUCCAAAAAGAAACACUUGACGUGUUCUUUGCUGCCAACAGUCUCACUGCUGUCUUGCAUUCCCUCAACGAGGUCAACGACAACAUCGACGUCUAUCACGAGUUCUGGUACGAGGAGGCCAUGAGUGUGGCUACUGUCAUGGAGAUUCCUGUGAAACUGCCCAGACUGUUCCUCCGUAAGCAGCAGGUGGCAGACAUGGAUGAGAUCCAGACAGAAGCCUAUUUUAAGGAGUACGUGACCAUUCCUGUUAUCCGUGGAGUCAUGCAGGAGGUGGAAGACAUGUUCUCAGACACCAACCUCAAAGCUCUUAAAUGCCUGUCCCUGGUCCCAGCCAUCAUGGGUCAGAUGAAGUUCAACACCAAUGAGGAGAACCACGCAGAGGUUUACCGUGGCGAUCUGCCCAACCCGGACACGCUUCCUGCCGAGCUGCACUGCUGGAGGAUCAAGUGGAAGCAUCGGGGCAAAGAGGUGCGACUGCCGACCACCAUUCAUGAGACCCUACAGUUGCCUGAUGUCAAGUUCUUUCCCAACGUGAACUCCUUCCUGAAGGUCCUCUCCACAUUACCUGUGCUCCAACUAGAAGACAAGGACGGGAACUCGGCCAAUCAGCGGCUGCAGGCGUAUCUCGCCAACACACCAGUGCAGCUGCGCAACAAAAGUCUUGCCAUGCUCAGUAUCAACACCCAUGUCAAACAUGACCUGGAUGUCAUGGUUGACAAAUACUGCAGACUUUAUUCUGAGGAUGAGCCGGAGGCUGAGGAGACGACUGAGGAGGAGGCUGCUGCGAAGUAAUUCCAAAACAGAGAAGGGGGAAAUGAUUUGGUCAUUUCACAAAUGGCAAAUAAUUUCAGCCUCAGUCUACUCCUCUACCAAGAAACUGAUGUUUAGAAACACUCACUCCUUGACACCAAGGUCCAUAGAGAAUUUUAGUGAAUUUAGGUCCAUAGAGAAAAUCAUUGAUUUUGGCUGCUGCUCCACUGCUGCCUCCUGUGGUCAGUUUCUGUUACUGAGUUCAAUCUGAUCUUAAAUCGAUAGAUUUCAAUCAGUGAUGUCACAAAAACACAUUUGAACUUGAAUACAUUUUGAUGGAGGCAGGAGUGGAUCAACAACUGCUGUGUUUCUGGAGGCUAGAAUCACUGGAUUUCACUAUGAGGUUUGGUGUCAAAGAGUCGAUCUCACACAAACUGAGGGUUUAGGUUAAAGACUGAAUAAAUGAUUGGUUUACAAAGACUCAGCUAGUCGAAUGAACAUUGGCUGUUACUGUGGUAAAAGUAUGUUGUGCUGGAUAAGGACAAGAAAUGAGGAGGAACUGGAAGAAAACAGACCAUAGUCCUGGAAGAUGGUGGUUCUAUGGUACAUGUACCACUUGUGGCAGUGAGGCAGCAUAAGUGUUAAUAAACAGUGUGAAGGUUGAUAAAAUCAAGGUGUGGGAAAAAAGGUCCCAGCUGAUGGUGCAGUACUGUGGCAUUGUAAAUGAUCAUUUUUGAUUCGCUCCCAAAAUAUAAAAACUGAUGGAGGACUGUGUUGUGAGGGGGUGGGUAGUGUGUGUGUGAGGUGAAGCACAAAGCUGUUUGCCUUCUAAGCCUCGUCUUACAGUCACACUGGGUUAUUUUGCAGAACCUGUCACAGAACUGAGCUGUAAAUAUUUUUACAUUUGUUUUUUUAAAUAAAUAUUUUAUGUAUCAGAAAACA
This is a messenger RNA of Cynoglossus semilaevis (tongue sole), 3521 nucleotides long. RefSeq names its product THAP domain containing 12b (gene thap12b). The record is from RefSeq and is a predicted model, not a curated record. Bases 384 to 2621 code for a protein of 745 amino acids. The transcript has 5 exons. NCBI's taxonomy places the organism in Eukaryota, Metazoa, Chordata, Actinopteri, Pleuronectiformes, Cynoglossidae.